Messenger RNA from Symbiodinium sp. CCMP2592, 1026 nucleotides. The record is from the annotation of a GenBank genome assembly. NCBI's taxonomy places the organism in Eukaryota, Dinophyceae, Suessiales, Symbiodiniaceae.
AUGCUGGACAGCACCUCCGCCGUUAGUGGCUUCCGUGUAAGGCGAAUUGGCAUCAACGAUUCCGUCUGGCUUGUGACGUGCCCUGCCAACCCGGAGGGCUGGAUGAUCAAGAAGGUCCCAGCGCGCCGGCGAUACUCGGGCGUGCCGACGGACGUAGAAAACUGUGAUGCGUUGAUCCGCAAAUUCCCGGGCAUUGUUGACGAUCAGAGGUUGGCCUUUCCCCACAGCGUGGUGGCAAUCCACUCGCUGUCUGCUCCGUGGAGCAGUCAGGCCGGCGAUCAUGUUGCAGACCUUCUGGUGUCUCGACGAGCUCCCGGCGACCAGCUAGGUGUGUACCUGGCAGAGCUGGACUUAACGAAGUCCCAGGACCAAACCACCCUCGAGGAAGUCUGUGCAGGAGUCGGCGAGAUGCUGGCAGACUUCCACGCCCGCUACGCUGACCCGGUCACUGGCGAGGCCACGUACCACACGGACUUCCACCCGAGCAACGUCCUCUACGAGAAGAAUACUGGUACCCUCAGUAUCGUAGACUUGACGGGUAUGGGGAACCCCGGCAGCGGCGAUGACGUCCAGAAGUUCGAGAGGCUUAUUUUCGGAAUGGCCGGCGAGCGCUAUGCCUUGGCAUUCCGACACCGGUAUCUUGCUAUGGCCAAGACCAACGUCUGCAAGACAGAUAGAAGUAGCAGCAAGUCGACUGUGGCGAGCAGCACAGACGCGCUGUGGGCUGUGCCUUCCUUUCAUUUGCCCGCCCCACCAACACGGACGGGAAGUUUCAAGUCGCUUUCCUCGCUGGCGGUUCCCGAGUCCGGCUUCAAUCCGGACAAACAUCUCACAACCCUCGCCUUCAUGCUGUCCCCCGCGCGCGUGUGCGAGCCGCAGCUGAUCCCCCUCUCCUCGAGAGCCAAGGCUUGGGUUCUGCGCCAGGGCAGCGCGAAUGAGUGCUGGGUCAUUCAGCAGGCAAGCCCAGUCUUCGCGGAACGUUGUGAGGAGUUCGUCCGGCAGCGUGGCCCUCGAGGGAUUGACUGA